Messenger RNA from Populus trichocarpa (black cottonwood), 1461 nucleotides. Its product is annotated as putative disease resistance protein RGA3. NCBI's taxonomy places the organism in Eukaryota, Viridiplantae, Streptophyta, Magnoliopsida, Malpighiales, Salicaceae. Gene Ontology annotation, molecular function: ADP binding. The transcript has a single exon. The coding region runs from base 1 to 1461 and encodes 486 amino acids. The record is from RefSeq and is a predicted model, not a curated record. Gene Ontology annotation, biological process: defense response to other organism.
AUGAUUUAUAAGAUUUUUAGACGGAAGGUAGAGAUUCAAAACAGUCUGAAAAGGAAGGUGCGCAGCUUCUUGUCUCUCUCCAACCCAAUAGCAUUUCAUCUGUGUGUGGCCUUAAAAGUUCAAAAGAUCAAGGUGUCCUUAGACGAGCUUAGAAAAGAUGCAAUUGGGUAUGGGCUUGGAGUUCUAUAUACAACUCCUCAACCUAGCCUGCACCCAAAGACAGACUCUUUCCUUGGCAGCUCAGAAGUUGUCAUAGGAAGGGUUGAUGAUGUCUCUAAAAUUAUGAACUUGAUGGUUAGCUCUUGCAGACAACAAGUUCUUUCUGUCAUUCCUAUAGUGGGAAUGGCCGGGCUCGGAAAGACCACCCUAGCCAAAAUGGUGCUCAAAGAAGUAAAAGAUAGAAAACUUUUUGAUGUGAUAUUUUGGAUCUGUGUUUCUGAUAGUUUUGAUGAUGAAAGGAUUUUAGGAGAAAUGUUGCAAACUCUUGAUAAAAACACUGGUGGGAUAAGUAAUAUAAAUACAAUAAUGACAAAUCUUGAAAGACAGUUGAAGGAUAAAAAAUUUCUUCUCGUACUUGAUGAUGUGUGGAAUGAAGAAUAUGGGAAGUGGGAGAGUUUAAGGGAUCGUCUGUUAAAAGUUGUUGGGAUUAAUCAUGGUAAUGCUGUUGUUGUGACGACUCGUCUUCCAUUAGUAGCAUCCAUAAUGGAGAAUCCUCCUGUGUUUAGGCAUGAACUGAAACAACUGUCAAAUGAUGAAUGUUGGUCAAUUAUUAGGAAAAUUGUGUCUAGAAAUGGAGGAGAGUCGAUUCCUUCAGAAUUGGAGGCUGUCGGAAUCGAUAUUGCAAAAAAGUGUGGGGGAGUACCAUUAGCUGCUAGUAUUAUAGGGGGAAUGUUGCUUUCUGAGAAGAAGGAAAAAUGGUUGUCCAUAAAAAAAAAUGAAGCUGUUGAGAAGUUUAAUCUUACUAAAAAACUUUUACCAGUGUUGAAAUUAAGUUUCGAUCACGUGUCUUCUGAAUCUUUGCAACGAUGUUUUGCUUAUUGCUCUAUUUUUCCGAAAGAUUUUGAGAUUGAAAAGGAGAAAUUGAUUCAGCUUUGGAUGGCUGAAGGGUUGCUUGGGCCAUCUCAUGGAGAGAUGGAAGAUACAGGUGCUAGAAAUUUUAAUGACUUGCUUGCACGCUCGUUUUUCCAAGAUUUCCAAACGGAUGAGCUUGGAAACGUAAUCUGUUGCAAGAUGCGCGAACUUGUGCACGAUCUUGCUUCGUUGGUGACAAAAUCAGAGACAGUGAUUUGGGAGGCUGGUUCAGCUAUAGACGGUACAUUUCGUGCCCGACAUCUAAAUCUCCUUUCUUAUGACAGAGAUGGACCAGCAUUUCUAAAGGAUGGUGCUAGAAAAUUGCGUACAUUAUUCAGCAAGUCUUGGGAAUUUAGAGGUUUGCGAAGUCUGACCUUGAAUGUUGCCUAG